AUGCUAAGACUUGAAUAGCAACAAUAAGUUACAUUCCAACCUACUCCAGAAAUACUCUAUCAUCAAGAAUUCGAAUAACCACAUGAAACUGCUAUGUACAUGUCUUUAAAUUAUCACAAAGCUAAUUAAUAGAUAUACUCUCAAGCAAAUUAGUUUAGCUAACAUUCAAAAUUAUUCGAUCUAAGAAAAAAAUACCUAAAAAAUAGAGAGGAUACUUAAAGACGUUCAGUAUCUCAUCAUAGCAGAGUACCUACUAAUCGAUCACCUCUAAAGACGCAACAGACUUAAAAAUAGUUCUCACCAAAACAAGAGAAUACUCUAGCCUAAUAAAAAAAGAAGACUACUCCUGUUUCUAAAAAUCUAGGCAGCAAUUUAAGAAAUAUUCUUAAAACAACCUAUGCUUAAUAAACCAUUUAUGAAGAAAAUCCUUAAAACGAAAAUAUUAGAAAAGAAUACUCUUAAAUUGUUGAAAUUCCACCUGAAUAUCAAUCAAUCAAUAGUUACACCUUUAUAAAAACACUUGGAAUUGGAGCGACUGCUGAAGUUAAAAUGGCCAGGCACAAAGAAUUAGAGAUUGAUGUUGCUAUUAAAAUUUAUGAUAAAAAGAAAAUGAAUAAUAUGCAUUUAAAAAAUCUCGAAAGAGAAGUAGAAAUCUUAAAUUAACUCAAACAUCCUAAUAUAAUUAACUUAUAUCAUAUGUUUGAGAAUGAUAAAUCAAUAUAUUUAAGCAUGGAAUACUCAUCCCCAUCAAAUUUAGAGAUGUUCAUGAAAGGAAGGCCAUUCAAAAGAAUUAAUGAGGAUGAAGCCAAAAUUUUAUUUCGUCAAAUUUCAAAUGCUGUUUCUUACAUGCAUGAAUAAGAUAUCUGUCAUAGAGAUCUAAAGUUUGAGAAUCUUUUAAUAGAUUAUACUACAAAAAAAAUUAAACUCAUAGAUUUUGGAUAUUCUAUCAAAAUCAAUGGAAAACAAACUUGUUCCUGUGGAACUCCAUAAUACAUGGCUCCUGAAUUAGUCAAGAAAAGCUCUUAUGAUUAAUCUGUCGAUGUUUGGGCAUGCGGAGUAAUCCUUUAUAAAAUUGUAACAGGAGUGUUCCCUUUUAGAGGAAAUUCAGAGAAGGAUUUAUCGAAAAAAAUAUGUUUAGGGAAAAUAGAGUAUCCAUCAUUCGUUUCCUUUUAAGCCAAAUAAUUAAUUUCAGCCAUGCUAAAAGUAGAUUCAAAAGAAAGAAUAACCAUGAAAGAAGUAUAAUAGAGUCCAUGGUUAUAAUGA
Molecule: messenger RNA, 1263 nt
Organism: Paramecium tetraurelia
Lineage: Eukaryota; Ciliophora; Oligohymenophorea; Peniculida; Parameciidae
Exons: 2
Biological process (GO): regulation of cytokinesis; protein phosphorylation; mitotic spindle organization
Cellular component (GO): spindle microtubule; chromosome passenger complex; spindle pole centrosome
Molecular function (GO): ATP binding; protein kinase activity
Source: RefSeq, a predicted model, not a curated record